AAGUUCUUGUAUAGCAAAACUCUCCACCCAGCGCCUCUCCCGACCAUGCUGAGUUCGAAGCUUCCCCACCUGCUCAACACUAACCAAGUUCCCAAAGUCUUCCGGGAGCAAGGCAUUCUUUUUGGGUACCGCCACCCAAGGAGUUCUGCAACAGAUUGCAUCUUCAGUGUCUUCCAAAUGACAAAUGAAACCCUGAACAUCUGGACACAUUUUCUGUCUGCCUGGUACUUCCUAUGGAAGUUUUUGGCCUGGUCUUAUGCCCUGGAUGUCUGGAGCGACCGCUACACCUGGCCCUUCCUCACCUACAUGGCUACCUGCUGCAUUUAUCCACUGGCAUCCAGCUUUGCCCAUACCUUCAGCACAAUGUCCAGCUGCGCAAGGCACAUAUGCUAUUUCUUCGACUAUGGUGCUCUCGCUUUGUACAGCUUAGGCUCUGCCGUGGCUUACUCUGCCUACAUUUUCCCAGAAGAAUGGACGGACAGCACAUUCCACCAUUACUACCUCUCCUUUGCUGUGCUUAACACAAUUAUUAGCACAAGCCUUUCCUGCUAUUCCAGGUUCACUGAAAUGGAGAAGCCAAAGUUCAGCAAAGCGAUUCGCAUCCUGGCCUUUGCGUAUCCUUAUGUGUAUGACAGCGCGCCUCUUUUCUACAGGUUGUACUUGUGCACAGCAAGAGGCUGCACGGAGAAUGCCGUCCCGCUCCACUACAGGCACAUUGCUUUCGCCUGGCUCACCUGCUUCCUUUUUGCUACACACCUGCCAGAGCGGCUGGCACCUGGACUAUUUGACUAUAUCGGGCACAGUCACCAGCUCUUCCACAUCUGUGGGGUCAUUGGGACCCACUUCCAGAUGGAAGCACUUCUCGUAGACAUGACCGACCGGCGCGAGUGGCUGCAGGCUUCCUUACCAGCCCCCUCCUUUUCUCAAACAGUUGGUUUAGUUGUGGCUUCCACUGCCGUCAGUCUUAUCAUCAUUGCUGCUUUCUCAACCACCCUCUAUUCUAUACCAAAAUUCUCCAAGGAAGGAAGAAAACGCAGCAGGGACUAGAGCUUAUCAUUUAAAAACCCAAACAAAAUUUAUACUACUGUUAACAUAGAAGAUACAACACAUACUUAUCCUGCUUUGAAGAAAGUUUGGUGCAUAUUCCUUGAUAAGUGACAUAAGGGACUUUUAUUAUGAACUGAAUUUUAUACUGCAGUUUUUCUAUCACAUGAGCUUGAAGUUGUACACAAUCUGGGAUGUGGCUUUUAAAUUAUUAUCAUUUGACCAUUUAGAAUGCUUUACCAGAACUGCAAGUCUGAGGACUCUGUGAGAACUCUGCAUAACUCCAACCACUAAACUUUGUAACAGCAGCGAUGAUAAUUUAUUCAGAUAUGACAGUUUGCACGAUAGAAACACUGGUCAUCUUCCAUGCCAAAGAAGCUACAGUGGCCUUUAAGUAUUUGCACGUAUCUUAUAUGCUUGGAAAGACAUAGUAUUGUCAAGCAUAACUGGGUGUAAUAUUUCUAUCACUCAGUAAUAAUGUACAGAUCUUCCUAAUUCAGAAACUUGGAAUGAAAUGUGAUCAGGUUUUUUUAAAAUUGUUUGUCUAAAUGUAUAUUUUUGUAAGUAGCUUCUGCUGAAGUUUACACAUGCACUUUUUGGUAACAAUAAA
Molecule: messenger RNA, 1654 nt
Organism: Elgaria multicarinata webbii
Lineage: Eukaryota; Metazoa; Chordata; Lepidosauria; Squamata; Anguidae
Gene: PAQR5
Product: progestin and adipoQ receptor family member 5
Exons: 7
Coding region: 46-1047 (333 amino acids)
Cellular component (GO): membrane
Molecular function (GO): signaling receptor activity
Source: RefSeq, a predicted model, not a curated record